CACUGAUGAUGGGUACUGAUAGACGGCACUGACUGGCAUCACUGCUGGGCACUGACUGGCGGCACUGACUGGCACAACCCCUGGGCACUGACUGUUGGCACUGACUGGCAGCACUGCUGGGCUGCACUGGUGGGUGGGCACAGGUGGGUGGCACUGGUGGGCACAGGUGGGUGGGCACAGGUGGGUGUCACUGCUGGGCACAGGUAGGUGGCACUUCUGGGCACAGGUAGGUGGCACUGCAGAGUGGCACAGGUGGGUGCACUGCUGGGCACAUGUGGGUGGCACUGCUGGGCACAGGUAGGUGGCAGUUCUGGGCACAGGUGUGUGACACUGCAGAGUGGCACAGGUGGGUGCAUUGCUGGGCACAGGUGGAUGAUCUGCUGGGCACAGGUGGGCGGAACUUGUGGGUGGCACUGCUGGGCACUGAUCAUCAGUGCCCCCUGAUGAUCGGUGCCGAUCCUCGCUCUGACAACUGCCGGUUCUCGGCACGUGUCAUUGGACACCGCUGAUCAC
Messenger RNA from Staurois parvus, 513 nucleotides. The record is from the annotation of a GenBank genome assembly. Lineage: Eukaryota; Metazoa; Chordata; Amphibia; Anura; Ranidae.